Messenger RNA from Purpureocillium takamizusanense, 3252 nucleotides. RefSeq names its product [Pyruvate dehydrogenase (acetyl-transferring)] kinase (gene SSN3). NCBI's taxonomy places the organism in Eukaryota, Fungi, Ascomycota, Sordariomycetes, Hypocreales, Ophiocordycipitaceae. The transcript is spliced from 2 exons. Gene Ontology annotation, molecular function: ATP binding; cyclin-dependent protein serine/threonine kinase activity; RNA polymerase II CTD heptapeptide repeat kinase activity. Gene Ontology annotation, cellular component: nucleus; mediator complex. Gene Ontology annotation, biological process: protein phosphorylation. Bases 1356 to 2900 code for a protein of 514 amino acids. The record is from RefSeq and is a predicted model, not a curated record.
GCUCAAAACUCUCUCUGUCAACACCAAAUGCACAGUCCAUCGUCGCCAUCACCUUUUUCUUUUUGGUAUCGCGGGCUAUUUUUCGCAGCACCAGCAGCACCAGCAUCGGUCGGCGGCGUGCUCAACGACGGCGAACGCGUGCGCGACGAACGCACAGCACGCACGCUGCAGGCGGCCCGCUUCCCUCCCUCCCCCCCGCUGCUGCUGGCUGCUGUCGCUGGCGCCGCCGUUGGGGCUGACGGGCGCGCUGUCGCGUGCGCUUGCGCGAAAGAGCGAGCGAGACAGAAGAGAGACGGUGAAGGAGAGAGUGUGAGGGAGAGAAGAGACGCGACAGACUCCACGCGCUAUUCGGCGGCGCGAUCGUCUAAACUCCCACACCCCCGUGGGCGCUCGCUCGCUGCCUGACUUGAGUCGAGGCCGUGGUCGUUCCGUUUCUCCACUGCGAGCAGUCCCAGCUGGAUUGAUUGAUUGAGUGCCAGACUAUACUGUACUACUAGCAACUAACUCUGCUCACGCCCGCCGUCUGUCCCGGUUAGAACAGCCUCACAGGAGGCGACGCCCCCGAAGUGCAGACAGAGGGGCCUCUCUCUCUCGGCCCUGCGAGCUAGCUGCUUGCUGCUCCCAGAACCGGGGGACGGAUCGCGGCGACGACUGGGACCGGCCACCGAGACGGGAGGCAGACUGGAGAGAGAGACAGACUGACGACGACAUCACCACCACCACUAAAACGCCAACACAGAGAGACGAGCCGCCUCGGCAUCGAUGAGCACUGCGGCGUCGGGCCCGGGCUCUGGCGGGCCGGCAGCGCGUGUCGGGCAUGGCCAGAAGCGGAGCGUGCAGGCUGCCUUUGAGGGUGCGUAUAUAUCGAACUCGUCACGGCCUCCCCUGUUGUUCUUGUUGUUGUUGUUGCUGCUGUUGUUCUGUGUUUAUACUGCAUCCCCCAUCUGUUCCUGCGCUGCGACGCCUCUCCUCGCCGGCUCAUGAGUACUAUGUUGUGAUGUAAGUGGCAGCGGCCGUCCCGAAUCGGCGUACGUGCUGCUGCUUCUGCUAUUGCUGCAACUAGUAACUUUAGUAGUCCGUCCGUACUACGUACUAGCAGUUAGCGAGCCCGACGACCGGGGGCGGUCCGAGUCCAAGUGGGCAUUGGUGGAUCAUGGUGGUGCUGCUGCCUUUUAUCCCGUUUGGGCCCGACUCGCCAACUUCACCUCAUCUCAUCUCACUCACCCUCGCUCGCUUCCUCGCCGAUUCCUCAACCUACCUUGUUCCCACGUCACAUCACACGACGAAACGCCGCCCACAAAAUGACAUGAUAUAGCAUUACCGCCUGCACCUCCCCUUGCCUUCCUCCACCCGCCAUGCCGCUUCGUCUGCGACAUGGCGGGCCCCCGCGCCUCUCCACCGCGUCGUCCUUUUCCUCUUCGUCCGCCUCGUCGUCACCGACUCACAGGUAUCCAGACACGGGCUCCCCCGGCUUCACCCCGCGCGCCCGCGUCACCGAAAAGUACCGCAUCGUGGGCUUCAUAAGCAGCGGCACCUACGGGCGCGUGUACAAGGCCGUGAGCCGCACCACGUCAUCGACUCGUGCCGCCGCCCCCGCGACAUCGUCACAGUCACAAGCCAGUAGUGGCGGCGGCAAUGGCAGCAGCGCACCGUCGUCGGCGGGCGGCUUCGUCGGCGCCGAAGUGGCCAUCAAAAAGUUCAAGCCCGACAAGGAGGGCGAGCAAAUCUCGUACACGGGCAUCUCGCAGUCGGCCAUCCGCGAGAUGAGCCUCUGCUCCGAGCUCCGCCACAACAACGUCAUCGGCCUCGUCGAGAUCAUCCUCGAGGACAAGUGCAUCUUCAUGGUCUUCGACUACGCCGAGCACGACCUGCUGCAAAUCAUCCACCACCACACCCAGCAGCCGCGCCACCCCAUCCCCCCGGCCACGGUCAAGAGCAUCAUGUUCCAGCUGCUCAACGGCUGCCAGUACCUGCACACCUCGUGGGUCCUGCACCGCGACCUCAAGCCCGCCAACAUCAUGGUCACCUCGGCCGGCGAGGUCAAGAUUGGCGACCUGGGGCUCGCCCGCCGCUUCGACAAACCCCUGCACUCGCUCUUCAGCGGCGACAAGGUUGUCGUCACCAUCUGGUACCGCGCCCCCGAGCUCAUCCUCGGCAGCUACCACUACACCCCAGCCAUCGACAUGUGGGCCGUCGGCUGCAUCUUCGCCGAGCUGCUGUCCCUGCGGCCCAUCUUCAAGGGCGAGGAGGCCAAGAUGGACAGCAAGAAGACGGUCCCCUUUCAGCGCAACCAGAUGCAGAAGAUUGUCGACAUCAUGGGCCUUCCCUCGCGCGACAAGUGGCCCCUCCUGCCCACCAUGCCCGAGUACAACCAGCUCGGCACCCUGCAGUCUCCCACCACCCACGCGCACCACAGCAGCCACCACCACCAUCAGCAGCACCAUCACCAUCACCAAUCCGGCCGCGGCUACUCGACGUCUUCGCCCUCUGCUGGCGGCGGUGGCGGCAGCAGUAGCAGCUCCAAUCUCGAAAAGUGGUACUACAACACCAUUUCCAACGCCACCAACCCGCCCUCGUCAACCACCUCCACCUCCGCCUCCUCCUCUUCCUCCAACGCGCCGCUCACGACCCUCGGCCCCGAGGGCUACCGCCUCCUCGCCGGCCUACUCGAGUACGAUCCGUCCAAGCGCCUCACUGCCGCCCAGGCCCUGCAGUCGGCCCUCUUCAGCACCGGCGACCGCGUCACCACCAACGCCUUUGAGGGCCUCAAGGUCGAGUACCCCCACCGCAGGGUCAGCCAGGACGACAACGACAUCCGUACCAGCAGCCUCCCCGGCACCAAGCGCAGCGGCCUGCCCGACGACUCGCUCCUGCGGCCCAGCAAGCGCGUCAAGGACUGAGCGUGUCGAUCCGCGCCCUGCUGUCGCCCGACCGGGUUGCUCAGUCGCGUGACCUUAUUAUCGUUGCUCGAAGCACCGUCACACAUGAUGGCUCUAUUGCGCUCGUCGGUUGGUGGGGCGCGGGCAAUGGGCCAGGGAUGCCAGCUCUACCACUAUCGACGACGACAGCGAGUCUUUAUUGUUCCAUCUAUUCAUUCUGUUCCUCAUGCCGGCGAGUUGAUGUUGCUAUUAUCGUUAUUAUCAUCGUUGUCAUUAUUUAAUGGGCUGCACGGGCGUUUAAGGCGGGUAAGAGUUUCACCGGCGUCGAGGGGCAUCAAUUAGGUCGAUUUGCUUCUCGGCGGGCAUAUAGUAG